This is a messenger RNA of Selaginella moellendorffii, 3098 nucleotides long. RefSeq names its product pentatricopeptide repeat-containing protein At5g27110. The record is from RefSeq and is a predicted model, not a curated record. Gene Ontology annotation, molecular function: RNA binding; protein binding. The transcript has a single exon. Lineage: Eukaryota; Viridiplantae; Streptophyta; Lycopodiopsida; Selaginellales; Selaginellaceae. Bases 27 to 3011 code for a protein of 994 amino acids. Gene Ontology annotation, biological process: RNA modification.
AGCAUCCACGAGGAUGCUUGGAGAGGAUGCGUCUUCCCUGGCGAUGGCGCGAUCGCCAGGGAAGACCGGUGAUGGCACAACCAAUGCAGUGCACAAGGUUUGUCAUCUUGCAUCGUAGCCAUGGAUCCGGCGGCGCCCAAAUCGAAAAUGCUCGUGGCACUGGAAUAUCAGCAGAGGCGCGGGAUUUCUACGAGAAAAUCCGGCUGGCACCGACGAUUCCCGGCUACAUUGCGGCGAUCAAGGCGUGCAGCAGCUCCAGGGAUCUCCUCACGGGCGACAGGAUUCACGGCGACCUCCGCGCCAGCGCGAUGAUCGACGAUCCCUCCUUGGCCAGCAGCUUGGUGGAGAUGUAUGGGCGAUGCGGCAGUGUAGCACGGGCCCGGGAGGUUUUCGACGCGAUCCAGCGUCCCAGCUUGGCUUGCUGGAGCUCCAUGGUCAUGGCUUGUGCUCACAGUGGACAUGGCGAGCUAGCGCUGGAAUUUUUCUCUCGCAUGGAAGACCGUGGCCUCCGCCCGGAUGCUCGCUGCUUCAUCGCUGCUCUUAAAGCUUGUGCCAUUCUAGCGGAGAAAGAGAAGCACGGCACCACCACCACCGCCGCCGCCACCGCCGCCACCGCCAGCUUUGCAAACUAUCCAGCGCGAAGAAUCAAGGACACCGCCAAGACGACCAAGAAGAGUUUGGAGGGAGGCAUGGCUCUCCACUCUCAGCUCCAAAAGCUCGGACUGGAAGAAGACAUCUUCGUGGCGAGCACGCUGGUGGACAUGUACGCCAAGUGUGGAAGCAUGGCGAGCUCGCGAGCGGUGUUCGAGAGGAUGGCUGCCAGGAACACGGUCGCCUGGAACGCGAUCAUCAUGGGAUACGCGCAGGCUGGCGCUGGUUGCGAGGCCCUGGAGCUCUUUGCGAGGAUGCAGCACGAAGGAACCCUCCCAGACUCGAGAACUUUUGUGGCGGCUUUCAAGGCUUGCAUGAGUCUGAUGGGAGGAGCGUCGAGGAUGGCGGGCUUGAGCAGAGCUAUGGCGAUCCACGGCGAGCUCGAGAAGCUGGGACUGGUCGCCUCCAACACGUAUCUCGCGAACAGCGUCAUGGAUAUGUACUCCAAGCUGGGAAGAAUGGCGGACGCUCGCAAAGUCUUCGACGGCAUGAGGAGGCGGAGCUUGGUGUCGUGGAACACUCUCAUCGCCGGCUACGGUCAGAGUGGCGAUGGCGCGGUGGCUCUCGCCAUGUUUUCGAGAAUGCGGGACGAGGGACUCGAGCCGGACGCGCUGACGUUCAUCGCGGUGAUCAAUGCCUGUGCGCUGCUGGCCGCUCGCGAAGAAGGUACGCUCGUUGGUCGCAAAGUUGUAAAGCCGGUGUCACUUGCUAAAGGCGUGAGCAUCCACUCGCAGGCUGGACGGCACGAGCUGGAGAACACCUUCGUCGCAAACUCGCUCGUCGACAUGUACGCCAAGUGUGGGAGCCUGGACAACGCUCGGCGCGUCUUCGAUCGAAUGCCCCGGCACACCAUCGUCUCCUGGAACUCGAUGAUCACGGGGUACGUCCAAGGUGGCGAGCCCGAGACGGCGCUGACGCUGUUGGAGGUGAUGCGCGACCGAGGCUUCGUGCCGGACGCUCGGACGUAUCUCGCGGCCGUGAACGCAGUUGCGAGCCUGGCGGACAGGGAAGAAGCCGAGCUAGUCGAGCAGCGUCCCGUGAAGCUGGCGUGCCUGGAGAGAGGCCUCGAGACGCACUCGCGGCUGGCGAGAGCGGGCUUCCAGUCGGACAAGUUCGUGGCGAGCGCGCUGGUUGACAUGUACUCCAAGUGCGGCAGCAUGGCGGACGCGCAGCGAGUCUUCGACCGGAUGCCGCACAGAGACUCGGUGUGCUGGACGGUGCUCAUCCUCGGCUACGCUUUAAGUGGCGACGAGCAGGCGGCGCUGGGGCUUCUCUCCCGGAUGCACGAGGAAGGAUACACUCCGAACGCUCUCACGUACGCUGCGGCGCUCAACGCUUGCAUGAGCCUGGCUUCCAGAGAAGCACCCGGCCGCUGCCUGGAACUAGCUGCGGCGAUUCACUCCCAGAUCUCCAAGAGCGGCUGCGAGUCGGACGUCCUGGUGGCGAGCACGCUGGUGGGCUUGUACUGCAAGUGUGGGAGCCUGGUGGACGCGCGGAGAGUCUUCGACCGGAUGGAGAGGCACGACGUUGUCUCGUGGACGACGCUGAUGCUCGGAUACGUCCAGGCGGAGCAAGCACCGGCUGCGCUGGAUCUCUUCUCGCGGAUGCAGCAAGUCCAAGGCCUGGUACCCGACGCUCCAACUUACGCCGCCGCGCUCCGGGCCUGCGGGAGCUCCACGGCUCUGGAGACCGGAAGGGCCAUCCACCAGCAGAUCCGUCACGCCGAGAUGGAAGCCGAGGUGGUCGUCGUGAAUUCUCUGCUGGGCUUCUACGGACGGUGCGGCUGCAUGGCGGAAGCUUGCAAAGUUUUCGACUCGGCAGCCAGCGCGGGACGCGACGCCGUGACCUGGAACGCGAUCAUCGCUGGCUACUGCCACCAGGGAGACGUAGCCUCGGCUCUCAGGCUCUUUGAGCGGAUGCUGGAAGAUCACUGGCAGCCGGACGGUGUGACUUUCCUCUCGCUGCUGACGGCGUGCUGCCAUGCCGGGCUGGUGGACAAGGGGAAGGAGUUGUUCCGGCUCAUGGUCUCGGACUACGCCAUCGUGCCCAGCAUCGAGCACUACAGCUGCGCGGUGGAUCUUCUCGGGCGGGCCAACCAGGUGGACGAAGCUCUGGCGGUGGUGACCAGCAUCCCCGUGGCACCCGACUUGAAGCUAUGGAUGACAGUGCUGGACGCUUGCGGGAAGUGGAGCAACUGGGAGGCUGGAAGGGUGGCGUUUGAGUCCAUCCAGCUGCUGCUGGAUCACAGGGAUCACUCGGCUGCGUACGUGCUGAUGUCCCGGACGUAUCUUGCGCUGGAGCUGGAAGCGCGAGAUCUUGACGAAACUUGGAAGAAUGCAUCUGUUAGAGAAUUUGCAUAGAAAAACUAACUUGACUAUGAUGUCACAAAGAUGUCGCCUUUUCUAAUGUUCGCCGUUCCUCGUGUAUUAUUUUACUCCGCUCCAUCC